This is a messenger RNA of Suhomyces tanzawaensis NRRL Y-17324, 1296 nucleotides long. RefSeq lists its product as uncharacterized. The transcript has a single exon. The record is from RefSeq and is a predicted model, not a curated record. NCBI's taxonomy places the organism in Eukaryota, Fungi, Ascomycota, Pichiomycetes, Serinales, Debaryomycetaceae. Bases 27 to 893 code for a protein of 288 amino acids.
CCACAUCUAACCGGGCACUCACGAAUAUGGUAACACCCGUCCAAACCGAUACCCAGACAAGCAAAGGAGCCAUCACUUCGCCCAACACAAACAAGCAGCAGAUCAUCAUAGACAACCUUAUAAAGCUUGCCAAACAAGAACAAGACCGAGGCAAUACUUCCGUUACCCAGGAUAAACUUGCCAAGUUACAAGAGUACCUCAAAAGCAAAGACGCUGAGACCUACCCCAAGUUCAACAAGCUUCCCAAGGUCCCCAAGCCAAAAUACUCGCUGUUGUUCAAUAAGUUCGAUUUGAACAAGGCAGUCAGCAAUCCCAACAAACCUCACCCCCAGACCCAGCGCCCAGCCAGGAGGAGACAGUACUCGCCAUACCGGAAGUUUUCAUUGAAGAGACUCGAGUCGAUAGUCAUCGAAGUAUUGGAGACGCUAGCUAACAUUCUUGAUAACCUCCAUUUGUUCUCGCGAUUACCCAUGUUUCCACAAUAUUUAUUGAAGUUGCUCAAGCAAACCAACAAGCUUUGGGUGCUCAUCUUGGUGUUCUUGAUCCGCAAAACAGUGUCACAGCUUCUCAAUGUGAUACGGAAGGAGCGCAAGGUCAACGUCGAGUUAAAUCUUUUGAACUCUGCCAAGAGUAAUGCGGGCGUGGUCAACGAGGAUAUCAACAAGAAGUACAACAAGGUGCUUAAGGAUUUGAAGUUCGACAAAAUGAUGCUUAUCUUGGAGUUGAUCGGUAACUUCUUGGACAUGUCCUUCAACGUGAUUGAGCUUUACGGAAUCCCUGUGCCUGAUUGGUUCAUGAGUGUUUUGAACGCUGCCAGUAUGGGUAUGACAAUCUAUAGAAUGAACAAGGAUGAUGAGUACGUUGACGACGAUAUCACCGAGGACUUGAUAUAGGCCUAUUGGGUUCACCCUGUUCAACAGGUUUGGCACAAGUGAACAACUAUACUGAAAUACCGUUUGACUAUGACUAUGACUAUAACGGAUUCCCUACAGUGCAAUCCAGGAAUCAGAACUAUUUUUCGUACCAUCAACUAGACAGUGUCGCCAAAAUAGUACUGCAAACAGAUCAGUAACCAAAUCUAACCAGAUGAGUGAUCGAUGGUUAGCUAGUCAUCAUGUAAUGUAUGAAGCACCCGUCUGAGGAACGCUAACAUGAACCAGUUGUAGUCCUUGUAGUUAAUAUGCCAUUGCACCAAGGGAAGAAGUUCAAGUUGAUUGUGCAGUAUCAGGAAUUAUUUAGAUAAUGUCGUAUUUUGAAGCAGAAUUGAAUACAUAAACAGACUUACGAUACUAGAAC